Messenger RNA from Drosophila kikkawai, 1798 nucleotides. The record is from RefSeq and is a predicted model, not a curated record. NCBI's taxonomy places the organism in Eukaryota, Metazoa, Arthropoda, Insecta, Diptera, Drosophilidae.
UUUAUUGAUAAAAUAUUUACUAAAGAUUUUAAAUUAAACAGGCUUUAAACAGAGUUUUGAACAUAUACGUUGAGUGGCAGGCGUGCAGACUGUGCCAUGAUUUCGUUUUAGAGGGAAAAGCAAGGCGCAAAGAGCUGUUUUUCCGCAAAGAGGUGGAUCCAAACACACCCACCAAAAAAUAUAGAAACCCCGUGAUUACUCAUCGUUGGAAUGUCCGGAAAUCCUUUUGACAGUGACGAUGAGGAGAACUCCGGCAGUGGAGAGAUUCUCGAAGGCUUCCUUUGUCCCAUUUGCCGGGCAGACCUCAAAUCCAUUGACGUGCUCACGGAUCAUUUUUCCCGCCAGCAUGCCGAAGAAGAGGCGGCUCUGAAAUCCCUUAAGGAUAUCUUCACCAAAGCGAAACAGAAAAUAUUGAACAACUUUGAGGAUGAGCGGGGACCGGCUGCUUCAUCGCCCGGAAGUGCCUCCGCUUCAGCGGCUGCAAAGAAUCCAAAUGGCAACGGAGAUCGGAACGGGCCGAGCAAUGCCCGGUCCCGGAUGAACGUCUUCAACCAUAUGGGUCGCCAGCAAGCGGGCGCCGAGUGCUCGCACUUUGAGUAUUUUCAGUCCAUUCGCAAUCCCCGCCUGGAGCGCUAUGCCAGCGAGACGAACAAGUUGAUUAUCCGGUUGCACCGCCUCCUAAAGGAUCUGCCGACGGAUUCAGUGCAGCGACGACAGCACGAACAGCAAACGGUGACCUGGCUGGACGGCAGCUCUGUGAAGUUGUGUCCCAGUUGCGCCAAGAGCUUUCACAUUGCUCGGCGACAGCACCACUGUCGUCUGUGUGGCGGCAUCAUGUGUAACGACUGCUCCAAGUUCUUGCCCCUCGAGAACGCCCUGCAACUGGCCAGUCUCUCCACCACUCGCAGUGAGCCCUUGCAGCAGCUACACCAAAACGAGAACGCCAUCCGGCUCUGCGAGCACUGCCUCUGGCUGCUGGACACUCGCACGGACAUGCACGAGAGUCGCACCUGUCGUCCCCUGCUGAUGCAGGUCUACGAGCAGAUCAGGCAGCUGCAGAAGGAAGUUACCCCCGAUCUGGACAUGUAUCUAAAGAUAAUCAACAGCCUGAACGAAGGGGACACCAUCUUCACGCUAGCUGACGCUGGAGCCCUGCGCGGAAAGAUAGGACAGGUGGCCGAGACCAUGGAUGCGCGGAGCAAGCGCAUCUUGGCCAUUUUUUGUGAGCCCGGCAGCCGCGAGGAGGCCCUGAAGAAGGCCAUACGCUUGGGUUGCAUUCAGGCCAUCAAAGACCGGAUGCUGUCGCUUCCACCACUGCCAGAGGAGGCGCACAUCCUCCAGAUGCAGGAGCGGCGGCGCAUGGAGACGCAGCAGCGCAUCCUGACCGAACAGCGCAUGGCCAUGGAAGCCUACGAACGCAAUAACCUGGCAAAUCAAUCGUUUGUGGUAGUUUCGAACCCAGAAAGUGGAUCCUUCGCUCAGGGGUCGGAUCUUCAAUCCCUAACCAACUGGUCGGCACCGCAGGCGGCCAGCAAGUCGACCCUGGACGAUCCCCUGAUAGAACAAAUCAACAUUAUCAAGGGCUACAUCAAGCAGGCGCGCCAAGACAUGAACUUUGAGGUUGUGGAAACGCUGGAGCUUAAUUUGCGCGAGCUCCAGCGCGAGGUAUUCGAACGGCAGCGCCACUCCCAGGGCAGCACUCCAGCCUCGCCCACAGAUGGAUCUAGGCAAAAUCCUAUAUAGUUGUAUAGAUGUAACCAUUCCCCGCUUUUGACAGAAUUAAACGUAUUUCGUUACA